AUGGACGCUAAAUCUGAUGUUACAUUAGCCAAGGUUAUCAAGGUUUUGGGUAGAACCGGUUCAAGAGGUGGUGUUACUCAAGUUAGAGUUGAAUUUUUAGAAGACUCCUCCAGAACUAUUGUUAGAAAUGUUAAGGGUCCAGUCAGAGAAAACGAUAUCUUAUGUUUAAUGGAAUCCGAAAGAGAAGCCAGAAGAUUACGUUAG
Spathaspora passalidarum NRRL Y-27907 is the source of this 204-nucleotide messenger RNA. Its product is annotated as 40S ribosomal protein eS28. Gene Ontology annotation, biological process: ribosomal small subunit assembly; translation; maturation of SSU-rRNA. Gene Ontology annotation, molecular function: structural constituent of ribosome. The transcript has a single exon. The record is from RefSeq and is a predicted model, not a curated record. The coding region runs from base 1 to 204 and encodes 67 amino acids. Gene Ontology annotation, cellular component: cytosolic small ribosomal subunit; ribosome. NCBI's taxonomy places the organism in Eukaryota, Fungi, Ascomycota, Pichiomycetes, Serinales, Debaryomycetaceae.